Molecule: messenger RNA, 552 nt
Organism: Peronospora matthiolae
Lineage: Eukaryota; Oomycota; Peronosporomycetes; Peronosporales; Peronosporaceae
Source: the annotation of a GenBank genome assembly
AUGAACAUGUUGGAUGAUGAAGAUGACCAAAGCUUUCACGCUACGCGUGACGGCUACUCCCAUUUGAGCGAUGUCGAAUGGGAUGCGGUUGAACGAAUGGGUUCAACCAUGGGCAUCCAUGCUGUUAGCGUCAUGCUAGAGGCUCUCAAUAGAGAUGCCCAACAUGCUACUAUCGCCAAGUUCAUUCAAAAUGGACUUGACGCAGAACGCGAGAAAGUAGCCUUGCUUCACCAACAAGGUUCUCAACAAGCAGAGUUGUUGAGAGAACAGGGUGCUCAACAAUUUGAACUGUUGAGACAGCAGCAGGCUGCUGCUGGUGGGUCGAUGCACUCGCGUCGACCAGAGACCUUGAAGAUUGACAUCUCCAAGCAUAGGGGAGUCGAAGAGGACUCCCUCUUGAGAUGGUUCGUCGUAUUGGAUGAGGCCAUAAGGUGCGUCGCACCGACGACGGGAACAUGCAAGUUGCAUUUGCCCAAUCAAAUCUGGCAGGACGUGCCAAGACUUGGGCACUGGGGCUCAAGUUGCACGACCCAUAUGCGUUUGGGUCGUUAG